This is a messenger RNA of Sebastes umbrosus (honeycomb rockfish), 5658 nucleotides long. RefSeq names its product calcium channel, voltage-dependent, alpha 2/delta subunit 4a (gene cacna2d4a). Lineage: Eukaryota; Metazoa; Chordata; Actinopteri; Perciformes; Sebastidae. Bases 676 to 4038 code for a protein of 1120 amino acids. Gene Ontology annotation, molecular function: voltage-gated calcium channel activity. Gene Ontology annotation, cellular component: voltage-gated calcium channel complex. The transcript has 40 exons. The record is from RefSeq and is a predicted model, not a curated record.
AGGGAGGAGGGGUUUAAUCCUGCUUGGAUUAUGGUAUAAACUGGUCCCGGAGAGCAGGAAGAGAUACGCUGGAGAGAGAGGAAGUCCCACUAUCCCUCCAUGCAUCCAUCACUCAAUCCAUCUCACUCGUAGCGUAUUCGUGUCCUGCGUGAGUUUUGGUUUGGAUCCACCGGGAUGUGAGGUCAGCAGAGAGGAAUCAUUCAGGAAAGGACUGCAGAGAAACCUGUCUUUUUGGAAAAUGUGUGUGUUUGGGAAUACCUUAUGAAAAGAACUGAACUCGGGUGAAGACAGAAGUUUUUCCGGGACGACCCAAGUCUUUCGUCACUCUCCCUUUUUUCCCCCGGCAUCCUGUAGAUCCCAAGGGAGGCAAGCAUGGAGGAGAGAAGCGGAUGAUGGGAGCAGUGGGAAUAGGAUUAAGAGGCGUAGAGAGGGAGGUGUAGGAACAUGGCGAGACUCCGUUGUGACUCCUGGUGCGCACAAGUGACCUUUGACACCGGAGACAAGAGCUUUCUAGACUCUAUUGUGUGCCGGGGGAACCAGCUGAGCUGACAUCAAAUCAUCAAUCAGACUCUUUUUUACUUGUUAUUUGAAACUGUCUUUCCAGACCCAUACAUCUCAACGGGAAUGGUUUGAAAGCUUUGAGCACAUGACAUACGUGCAACAAUUGCCGGACGGAUGCAGAUUGCGGCAGCUGCAGGGAUGAACCGCUGGAGCUGGGGGAACGCUGGGAAUGCCAGUAAAUCGGACAGAAGUGGGCUGCACAGAGGGAGGCCGAUGAUGCUGCUGCUGUGGAUUAUCCUCUGCAGCUCGCUGUGCCUGAUGGUCGACGGCCAGAUGAAGCUCUCACCAGAAACGGUGCAGCAGUGGGCCGUGUCCUUCAGCAAAGAGAUAGCUGCCCUCUCCGCCAGAUACUCUGGAGCUAAACUGCUACAGAAGAAAUACAAGGAUGUGGAGGCGGUGGUGAAGAUAGAGGAGGUGGACGGAGACGAGCUGGUGAAAAAGUUUGCCGAGGAGAUGGAGGAGAUGCUCGGGAGGAAGAUGAAAUCGGUGAAGAGGUUAGCAGAAGCAGCAGAGGAUGCCGACCUUUACCACGAGUACAAUGAAACACUGCAGUUUGAAUACUUUAACUCCUUGCUGAUCAACCGAAUGGACGAGGACGGGAAUCCGGUGUCGCUGGGAGGAGAGUUCGCUCUGGAGAAAAACGAGCACUUCAACAAACUGCCAGUCAACAUGCAACAGAGCAACAUACAAGUCCCUACUAAUGUUUACAACAGAGAUCCAGAUAUCCUGAACGGAGCCUAUAUGUCGGAGGCUCUGAACGACGUCUUCAUUGAUAACUUCCAGAAAGAUCCAACUCUGACCUGGCAGUACUUUGGCAGUGCUGCAGGCUUCUUCAGGUUGUACCCAGGGAUCCAGUGGAUUCCAGAUGAAAAUGGCGUGGUCACCUUUGAUUGCAGAAACAGAAACUGGUAUAUCCAGGCAGCCACUUCGCCUAAAGAUGUGGUGAUCGUGGUGGACGUCAGUGGCAGCAUGAAGGGACUCAGAUUGACCAUAGCCAAACACACCAUCAAUACAAUCCUGGACACACUGGGAGAAAAUGACUUUGUUAACAUCAUAGCUUACAGUGACUACGUUCGCUACGUGGAGCCCUGCUUCAAGGGCACGCUGGUACAAGCUGAUUUGGAUAACAGAGAGCAUUUCAAGCUAUUGAUUGAGGAGCUUCAUGUCAAAGGCGAGGGCAAAGUGAAAAAGGCAAUGAAGGAGUCUUUCAAGAUCCUCAACGAGGCUGCAGCGCUGGGCCAGGGCAGCCUGUGUAACCAGGCCAUCAUGCUGAUAACAGACGGAGCCAUGGAGGACUUCCAGGAUGUUUUUGAAGAGUUCAACUGGCCAGAACGACGGGUUCGAGUGUUCACCUAUCUGAUCGGACGAGAGAUGACAUUUGCUGAAAAUGUGAAAUGGAUUGCCUGCAACAACAAGGGUUACUACACGCACGUCUCCACGCUGGCUGACGUCCAGGAAAACGUUAUGGAGUACCUCCAUGUCCUCAGCCGACCAAUGGUCAUCAACCACGAUCACGACAUCAUCUGGACCGAGGCCUAUAUGGACAGUGUGCUGUUCAACAGUCAGGCCCAAAGCCUGCUCCUGAUGACCUCGGUAGCCAUGCCUGUGUUCAGCAAGAAAAAAGAGACUUUAAGUCAUGGGAUUCUGCUGGGAGUGGUAGGAACUGACGUGGCCUUGAAAGAACUGAUGAGAUUAGCUCCGAGAUACAAGCUGGGUGUCCAUGGUUACGCCUUCCUCCUCACCAAUAACGGUUACAUCCUGUCUCACCCUGACCUACGACCUCUGUAUAAAGAGGGGAAGAAACUAAAGCCAAAACCCAACUAUAACAGUGUUGAUCUGGCAGAGGUGGAAUGGGAAGACACAGAUGAGAAACUGAGGACAGCCAUGGUUAAAGGAGAAACUGGGACGAUGGCUUUAGACGUGAGAAUUUCAGUGGAUAAAGGAAGGAGAGUGAUGUUCCUGAAGAAUGAUUACUUCUACACCAUCAUCAACGAGACACCAUUCAGUCUGGGUAUAGUGCUGACUAGAGGAUAUGGACAGUAUAUCUUCAUCGGAAACGUCUCAGUUGAGGAGGGUCUCCAUGACUUACUGGCUCCAGACCUGACCAUAGCCAGUGAAUGGACCUACUGUGAGACAGACAUUGACCCAGCCCACCGUAAGCUGACCCAGCUGGAGGCUGUGGUGCGAUACCUCACUGGCAAAGAACCAGAUCUGGAGUGUGAUGUGCAAUUGUUGCAACAAACUCUGUUUGAUGCUGUGGUCACGGCUCCUAUGGAAGCCUACUGGACCGCUCUCAUGCUCGACACAUCUGGUAUGGAAGACGGGGUAGAAACUGCUUUCUUGGGGACCCGUUCAGGCCUGAUGAGAUUCCAGAGAUAUGCUGGUAUUGAGAAAAGAGUUGGCAAGUCUUUCCUGACCGCCGAAGACAAGGAGAAUAUGUUCACAUUGGACCAUUUCCCAGUGUGGUACCGCAGAGCGUCCGAGUACCCAGUUGGACAGUUUCUAUACUACAUGCCCAGACAGGAGACGAGAGCAGGGAGGAUAAUCAUCGCUACCACCGCUGUCACUGUUACGGUGGGCAAGAAAACCGCCAUCGCUGGAGCCAUCGGUGUCCAGAUGAGUCUGGAUUUGAUGGAGUCCAAAUUCUGGGCCAUCGCAGCACAGCCAAAUGACACAGAUUGCUCUGAUACAGAUGGGAUUUGUCCUCUUCGGUGUGACAGCUUUGAUAUCGCAUGCUACGUGAUUGACAAUAAUGGCUUUGUCCUAAUUUCUAAACAGCGCAAAGAUGCUGGACGAUUUUUUGGCGAGGUUGACGGAUCAGUGAUGACAACACUCAUCAGAAUGGGCAUGUUCAAAAGGGUGUCCUUGUUCGACUACCAGGCCAUGUGUAAGAUGAACUUGCACUCUGUCAACAGCGCCCGUCCACUUCUCAGUCCGUUCUAUGGUUUGGCGUCGGCCCUCAAGUGGGUCCUCUCCAACUUCCUACUAUUUCUCCUGGAGUUUAAUAUCUGCGGCUUCUGGCACACGGAGCAUUUUGCUGACGCCAAGUCAUCUUUCAGCGUGUCCUCAUCUCAUAAGAAAAGAGGAGACAUUCUGCAGCCGUGUGACACCGAGUACCCCAGCUUCGUCUACGAGCCGUCAGUCAAAGAGACCAACAGCAUUAUUAAGUGUGGACGCUGCCAGAAGAUGUUUGUGGUGCAACAGAUACCAGACAGCAACAUGUUGAUGUUAGUGGUGCAGGCAGACUGCGACUGCUCCAGACAGUACCCACCCCUCACCAUGGAGCCCCACGAAGUCAAAUAUAACGCCUCAGUGAAGUGUGACAGGAUGAGGUCCCAGAAGAUUCGCCGACGCCCCGAGUCCUGCCACGCCUACCACCCCCAGGAGAACGCCAAUGACUGUGGAGGAGCGUCUGUUAUAUCUCUCUCUGCCUCUCUCUUCCUCGCCUGCCUCUCCUUCUCAUCGCUCGUCUCCUGAUGAUGGACAACUUUCACCCAUUCUCAUAUAAAGGAGGAGAUUGGAAUGAAUCAAGAGAUGUGUUUGGACACCUCAAGUGGAUUUUUUUUAAAACUAAUUCUCACGACAACCACAAACCUUGUCUCUAAUGACGGACCUUGACGGCAUUUGUUGGUUAACUCCUUGAAAUUAUGACGUCUGAACUGAAUACUGCAAAGAAGGCAAGUUAAUGGGCUGUUGUUGCCAUGGAUACUUUUUCCAUUAGUUGCUUUCUCAUGCACCACUUUGUAUCUCAAAAUGAAAAGGGACUAAAGAGGUGCAGGUGGCAGCUGUGACGUGCACUAAUAAAAAAGGGGAUUAUGAGUCACAAGAUGCAACAUAACAAAGUCCAGGGGGGAGGAAAUAUGUUCAUCAUAUCCCACUGAAGUGAAUAUUGCAGACACACGUGCAUAUUAUAUAUGCAGCUGCAAGCAUGGAUUACUUUUAUCAUCCUGGAUGCUUCAUCUACUGACUGUCAUACAUGCUUUUUUUAAACAUUGAAUGAGAGAAGGGCUACAGCAAUAUAUGGUCAACAUUGUGUUUACAGAGUGUUUGCAUUAUUAGUUUCUCUAAUCUCAAACGGUUUAGUUUCUGCAAAUCUCAAACACUGAUGGCUCAGUUCCAAGAAAGUACUUGCAGUGGAGCUAAUAAAAAAUUUAAUAAAGAUAAUCAAAAAAUCUGAAUGGGAAGUCCCUCCACUAUCUCAUUUUUUAAAUUAUUUUUUACUUGGAUUACAUCCCCAAAAAUAUUUGUUUCUGUGACAUAUCUUUAAAACAAUGUCUGCCUUUUUUGUCUUUAUCAGCCGUGUCUUUCUGUGUGUUUGUACAUACUUUAUGUAAUUACGUUUGGCUGGACGUCUCUGUGGAAACUCUCACAGGAUGUAGAUCUACAAUCAAAAUGGAUAACACAAUGAUGGAUUCAAACUGUUUAGGUAAUAUUUGCAAAUCUAGAAUUUAACAAUACCACACAAAAGAUGCAGUUAAUGUUUCUGGAUUAUUGUGGCGGUGACUAUGCAUUUGCUGGACUGUAGUUUUUGGAUAUUGUACACAGGCCCCAAGGUCAUGUAACUGCUACUUAUUACUUGGCAUAAAUAACAAUAUAAUUGUAUUAGCUCAUGGAAAAGAAAAGAAAAGAUGGGAAUCAAGAUUGUCAUAUGGGGAAAAACAUGUUAUUUAUGUAAUUGCAAUGUAAAUUAACAGUGUAAAUCUAAUUGCAUAGGGUAUUUUUGUAUUUGCUUGUGUUUCAUAUCUUGAACUUCAGCUGUGAGUGUCCCCGUAGCUUUUUCUAUGGUAUUUCUGAAUCAUCUCACAAAAGCAUGUCUUGAUUUUUGGAGCUUACUCUGACGACAAAAUUGCCUGAGAAUUUGCCUAUUUAAUGUGUAAUAGACUCGGAUACAUAUUGUAUGUGUGAAUGUGCAUCAUUACAGUAUGUUGUGUCUUGCUGAGAGUAUUUUUAUUCAUGUGUCUCAUUUUCGUUUGUAAUUCCCACUGUACAAUAUUCUGUAUAUUGUAUGGCUGACAUGUGUCCAAGUUGUAUGUUGACUGACUGAAGUCAUGAUUUGAAUCAAGUAAAUUAAAAUAUCCGUAUGGUUUUUGUACUGUA